Schistocerca cancellata (South American locust) is the source of this 1269-nucleotide messenger RNA. RefSeq names its product neuropeptide F receptor-like. Gene Ontology annotation, biological process: G protein-coupled receptor signaling pathway. Lineage: Eukaryota; Metazoa; Arthropoda; Insecta; Orthoptera; Acrididae. The record is from RefSeq and is a predicted model, not a curated record. Gene Ontology annotation, molecular function: neuropeptide Y receptor activity. Gene Ontology annotation, cellular component: membrane. The annotation marks the transcript as partial. The transcript has a single exon.
GAGGCGGCCGUGGACCACGCCUUCCUGCUGGAGGCGCACCGCAACCUGACCGAGCGCAUCCGCAACCUGACGCGCGUGCUGAGCGCCCUCAACGACUCGCUGGACCCACGCGUGCUGGCGCAGUUCAGCAGCAACCGCAAGCUGGACGACCCGGCCGCCUUCUACGCGCUCGUCGCCGCCUACUCGCUGCUCAUUGCGGUCGGCGCCGCCGGCAACUCUCUGGUCGUGUGCGCGGUCGUGCGCAAGCCCGCCAUGCGCACGGCGCGCAACAUGUUCAUCGUCAACCUGGCCGUCUCCGACCUGCUGCUCUGCCUCGUCACCAUGCCGCUCACGCUCAUGGAGAUCCUCACCAAGUACUGGCCGCUCGGCCGCCAGCCGUUCGUCUGCAAGAUGCUGGGCACUCUCCAGGCCACGAGUAUUUUCGUGUCCACCAUCUCCAUUACUGCGAUUGCGCUCGACCGCUACCAGGUGAUCGUGUAUCCCACCAGGGAGAGCCUGCAGAGGGUGGGGGCUGUCGUCAUCCUCGUCUUCAUCUGGAUUUUCUCCCUAGUACUGGCCCUCCCCAUGUAUCUCUGGAGGACACUCAAGCAUCACGACAUAAAUCUCCCCGAUAUAGCUUACAUUUCGUACUGUCUGGAAGAGUGGCCCGUAGAACACGGCCGCGCUUAUUACUCAAUAUUCUCGCUGAUCUGUCAGUACCUGCUCCCCAUCGUCACAGUCACCGUAGCGUACUCCAGAAUCUGCCACAAACUGCGUUACAGGUUUUCCAGCAGUUCUCCCGUCUCCCACAGUAAGGGCGGCGAAGCGGCUGUCGAGUCCCCAUUGCGCCUGAAAUCCAAAGAGGAUCGUCGCUUGAAACGAACCAAUUCCCUGCUCUACUCCAUAGCUCUGAUAUUCUGCAUCAGCUGGCUGCCGCUCAAUGUCUUCAACGUAGUGCUCGACUUGUGGUAUCCGUUCGACAGCAGUCAGGGUGAGACGAUGAUCAUCUUGUAUGCGGUGUGCCACAUGAUGGGCAUGUCCUCGGCGUGCUCCAACCCUCUGCUAUACGGCUGGCUCAACGAGAACUUCCGCAAGGAGUUCCGUGAGAUCGCCUCAUGCGCCUGUCCGUGCUUGCCGGCGGUGAGGAGGUCGCUGCGCCGCUGUCUCGACUCACUGCGCACGCGCACCUCGGCCGAUGCGCGUCUGCGACACGAGACAACCACCAACGGCUCCGGCCCUACUGCUGGGAAAACAGCCGCUCUCCUCGUAACAGCGCAGAUCGGUGAGUAG